This is a messenger RNA of Oppia nitens, 345 nucleotides long. RefSeq lists its product as uncharacterized. The record is from RefSeq and is a predicted model, not a curated record. The annotation marks the transcript as partial. NCBI's taxonomy places the organism in Eukaryota, Metazoa, Arthropoda, Arachnida, Sarcoptiformes, Oppiidae. The transcript has 2 exons.
UCAACGUUUCUAAUAAUUCACUUAACUUUACAUUCAUAUGAAUGUCUUGAUUAUAGUGAAGAUGACAUUAAUGUAAUCUUAAUUACAAAUGAUUGUCACAGAACUGGUGUCUGGAAAUGUGGUCACCGUUUUGUCAGGGCUUACAAGUUCCUCAAUGUUCUCUCUGAGGAACAAUCAUUUGACUCCAAGUGCUCUUUAAGGACUGCAUUUUUUGAAUGUCUCGAUAUGUGGUCGAAAGCCAAACGAUGUCCAAAACAUAAGACAUAUCACUCGCAACACUUCCGCCAACAUCUGACUGAAACAUUGUGGUCAACCAGAGGCUGUCUUACAGGUCAUCGGGAAUAA